UUUAUUUAAUUUCCUCAAUUAAACUGUUCAUUUUCUCGACCUUUUUCCGAACUAAUUGGAUCGAUCAUGAGUCUAUUUUCCAGACAAACCUAUGAUGCGAUGCACAAAGUGGCCGUUACUGGAUUAAUCAUAUUCACUGGUCUCGCUGCUGUUGACUGUAUGUUCACCUUCACCAGUGUGCUUCAAGUGAGGAAACAGCGGAUCGCCAAGAUUGAAGAAACCAAGCCGGAGGAGAUUAUUGUUUAGAUUUUAUGUGUUAUUGCGACGAUUAUUAUACCCUAGUGCCCUCGUCCCUCUCCCGUCCUUUCAUCCAUUUCCCUUUGAUAGAGAAAUUUGUUUCCCUGUAAAUAAUUUAAUUUGUCCGCCAGUAGAAAAAAAUGUUUCAAUAUUUACCAACAUCAAUUGUGUUUAUCUUUGUGCUUGUUAGCUUUUUUGAGUAACUUCUCUGGAUUCUGUUGACCAUCAUGUCAGACCCCAUUCUAUCCGAGUACUGGCAAUACAAUUUUCCACCUUUUUUCACCAUCCAACCAAACCUGGAAACAAGGAAGGCUCAAUUAGAAGCUUGGUCAUCACUAGUUCUUAAUUAUUGUAAAAACCACCGAAUCCAUAAGAUUGAUUUGAAGAAAGCCUUAACUGAACCGCCUUUUCAAAAUGUUUCAAUUUCACGAGGCUUAAAUAUGGAUGGAUUAAUGAUAAUCUUUGACGACAUGAAGGAUAAAGGAGUUGCUGAUUGGUCAGAUAAAAGUAAAUCAGUUGUUUUUAUCUAUUGGAAUACACCGGAAGCUUGGGCUAAUUUGAUCUAUCAUUGGGUCUACAAUUCUGGUUAUAUCAAUUCUGUUUGUACUCUUUAUGAGAUUGUUUCAGGCGAUGAAACGAUAAAGGAGCCAUUUCACGGCCUUGAUUUCGAUGUUCUCAAGAAAAGCCUUCAAGUGUUAGAGAAACAAGGUAAAGCCUCCAUCAUGAGUCUCGAUGACAAUGGCGGUGUUAAAUUCUUAGGAUAAUUAUUCCCUCUCUCUCUUUUACCUUGAUACAGUUUAUAUUUUAUAAAAUGUCAAACGUUGGUGGUAGAAGUUGAUGUAACUUUUAGCAAAUUGAGUUUCCAUGGAAUCAUUUCUCUCUACUAAAGCUCAUUAAAGUAAAUUGUUAAAUCAAACAA
Molecule: messenger RNA, 1156 nt
Organism: Panonychus citri (citrus red mite)
Lineage: Eukaryota; Metazoa; Arthropoda; Arachnida; Trombidiformes; Tetranychidae
Gene: Vps25
Product: vacuolar protein-sorting-associated protein 25-like
Exons: 2
Coding region: 465-1001 (178 amino acids)
Biological process (GO): protein transport to vacuole involved in ubiquitin-dependent protein catabolic process via the multivesicular body sorting pathway
Cellular component (GO): ESCRT II complex
Molecular function (GO): protein homodimerization activity; structural molecule activity
Source: RefSeq, a predicted model, not a curated record